AUAAUAAUUAUGUCACAUCCGUUUCUGGGACGGUUGCUAAGAGACAGGAUGUCUGCGUCGUGUCUGUGAAAACACAGAGGAUUACAUCUUCAGCUUUAUUAAAUUUGACGUUUUUGUUUGUGAGGUAAAGCUACAUGUAGCAUUUGUGUUCAAUAAUGCCGCUAACAACGAUUAAAGACGGCGAAUACACAGCCACCGUGUACAAAAUGAUCAAAGAAGGACGAUAUGGAGACGCAAUUCAUAUUCUGAGCAAAGAACAUCAGAAACAUAAUAAAUCCAGGGCUGCUCUGUCUCUCCUAGGCUAUUGUUACUACCACAUGCAGGACUUUACUAAUGCAGCAGAAUGUUAUGAACAGCUGACGCAGCUUCACCCAGAGGUUGAGGACUACAAACUUUACUAUGCCCAGUCUCUGUAUGGAGCCUGUGCCUUCCCAGAGGCCAUGAAAGCUACUUUUCUCUUGGACAGCACAACUAGUCAUACUAAGAUGAUAAAACUUCAAGCUGCCAUCAAAUACGGAGAGGAAGAUUUUUCAGGUGCAAAGACUCUGGUUGAGCAGUUGCCUCAGGAUGAUCCAGACUAUGAUGUGGAUCUCGGGUGUUUGCUUCAUAAGGAGGGCGAGUAUGAAGAGGCUUGCAUAAAGUUUAUGUCCUCCAUGAAUGUACUGGGCUACCAGCCAGAUCUGGCCUACAAUAUAGCACUUUGUUACUACAGUUUAAAGCAGUACGCUUCAGCACUCAAAUAUAUUGCAGAAAUUAUUGAGCGUGGAAUCAGAGAGCAUCCAGAGCUCAGUAUUGGAAUGACAACAGAAGGCAUUGAUGUAAGAAGUGUUGGCAACACCCUUGUCCUGCACGAAACUGCUUUGAUUGAAGCCUUUAAUCUAAAAGCAGCUAUUGAAUACCAGCUGAAAAACCAUGCUGCAGCGCAAGAAGCACUGACUGACAUGCCCCCCAGAUCAGAAGAGGAGCUGGAUCCAGUCACUCUUCACAACCAGGCCCUAAUGAACAUGGACACCAAGCCCACCGAGGGUUUUGAGAAACUUGCUUUUCUCCUUCAGCAAAACCCCUUUCCUCCUGUCACUUUUGGCAACUUACUAUUGCUUUACUGUAAAUAUGAGUACUUUGACCUCGCUGCAGAUGUCUUGGCGGAAAAUGCUCAUCUCACUUACAAGUUUCUCACACCGUACCUCUAUGAGUUCCUGGAUGCCAUGAUCACAUGUCAGACAGCACCUGAGGAAGCUUUCCGAAAAUUUGAUGAAAUUGCUGGAAAACUUACUGAGCAACUACGCAAGGUUACGAAACAGGUGCAGGAAGCAAGGCACAACCGGGAUGAUGAAUCCCUAAAAAAAUAUGUCCAAGACUAUGACGAAGUUCUUGAGAGGUACAUCCCUGUACUAAUGGCACAGGCCAAAAUCUACUGGAACCGUGAGAACUACAGCAUGGUGGAAAAGAUCUUCCACAAGUCACUGGAGUUCUGCAAUGAGCACGACACUUGGAAACUAAAUGUUGCUCAUGUGCUUUUCAUGCAAGACAACAAAUAUAAAGAAGCCAUUGGCUUCUAUGAGCCCAUCGUUAAGAAGCAUUAUGAGAAUCUGGAACAAUGUAACAUUCAAGAGUGUCCCUGCAAAACAAAACCCUCGAUUCUUAACGUCAGUGCGAUUGUUCUUGCUAACCUGUGCGUGUCAUACAUCAUGACCAGCCAAAAUGAAGAGGGGUCUGUGUCUGUGCAUGUACAGGCAGAGGAACUGAUGAGGAAGAUAGAGAAAGAAGAGGAGCAAAUCUCAUAUGAUGAUCCAGACAAAAAAAUCUUUCAUCUGUGUAUUGUCAACCUUGUAAUAGGGACAUUGUAUUGUGCUAAAGGGAACUAUGACUUUGGCAUUUCUCGUGUAAUAAAGAGUCUUGAGCCAUACAACAAAAAGCUUGGAACAGACACGUGGUUCUACGCUAAGAGAUGUUUUCUCUCACUGCUGGAAAACAUGGCCAAGCACAUGAUCAUGCUCAGGGAUUCAGUGGUACAAGAGUGCGUUCAGUUCCUUGAGCACUGUGAAUUGUACGGAAAAGAUGUGCCUGCCAUCAUAGAGCAGCCUCUGGAGGAGGACCACAUGCACAUUGGCAAGAACACCGUCACGUAUGAAUCACGCCUGAUAAAAGCUCUCUUCUAUGAAGUCACAGGAUGGAAUGAGUAAUCAUUCAACAUCCUAUAGCUAUAUUAAAACAAGAUAUUGGGCAAAUAUUCAUUACAGACCACAAUUUUCUGACUGGCGUUUUAAAGCCUAAAAGAUUUCAUGAAUGGAUGGUGGUCUGACUAAUAAUACAUCUCAACAUGGCUACUUUUCUAAGCAGAUUUGGAGAGAUCAUGCUGUUUCUGGACUGAAGUCAAACAUGCAUUUUUUUAAGCAUGCAUUCGCUCUUAUAAUGAACCCACAGGGGUCCACUCCCUCCAAACAUGAAAGCUUAAACUAAGAGAAAAUAUUCACCAACAAAGGGCAUUAUAUUUAAACUAACCUGUUUGCUUUAAAAAAAUAGCAUAUGCCUACUGUAUAUUUAACCUUUUAUGCACAAUUCAUUAUCAUUAAAAUUGUAUAGUUCGGGUUAUUUUUCCUUAGAAUAAGAAAUGUAUCAUAAUACUGUACAUUUUCUUUAUUUGAUAUGAAGUAUACAUUUUCUUGGUUUUCCAAGAAAAUUCGCCUUUCUUUGAAUCGUGUUGUUUUACCUACAUAGCAUUAAAUCUACCACACAUUCACAGAGAACUGAUCAUAGAGGAAAGAAUAAAUCCCAAAUGUAUCUAUAAAGCCUGAUAAAGAAGGAAGUUGAGUUCUUUAACCAUUAGCUCAUGAAACAAGGCCCUUAAAUUAAGGGUCUCUUCGUUAUGUCCUGCUCUGAAAGGUAAUAGUUGAGAAAACCUCCUAAUGCACUCACUGCAACUCCUGUCAUAUGACUUGAGCAGCCAUCUAUAAAAAAGAAACAUAUGUGUUAGUUUGAAACACAUAAUCAUGUGACAUUAACUAAAUAAUAAUUUUUUCCCCAGCAAGAAUAGUUCACCUACAAAUUAAAAUUAGCUGAAAAUGUACUCACCCUCAGACAAUCCAAAAUGUAGAUGAGUUUUAUUUCUUCAUUGGAAAGCAUUUGGAGAAAUUUAGCAUUACGUCACUUGCUCACCAAUGGAUCCUCUGCAGUGAAUGGGUGCCGUCAGAAUUAGAGUCCAAACAGCUGAUAAAAAUAACAGUUUUGGACAGUUUUCGUUUAACGGGGUUUGAUCUGUGCAUAUAUCUCUCCUGAUUCGGAUGAGGCGACUUUUUUAAGUUAAAAAUGUCUUGAUGAUUUUGUUUAUUACAAACACACAGCUGUUCGUUUCACAAGAUGUUAACUGAAGGGCUGGAGUUGUGUUGAUUACUUUUGAAUUGUGAUGUUUUUAUCAGCUGUUUGGACUCAUUCUGAUGGCACCCAUUCACUGCACAGGAUCCAUUGGUGAGCAAGUGAUGCAGAAUUUCUAAAGAAACAAACGUGGAUGGCUUGAGGGUGAGUAAUGUUUCAACAAAUUGUAAUUUUUGGGUGAACUAUUGCUUUAAGAGCAAACAAACACCUGUCAGUGUUUUUUCUCUUCUUUUCACCCGUUUGUGGGGUGCAUCCAAGAAUUCUUCAAAGAUCUGGGAGAUAUCCUCUGAGUGGAGAAAACAAUAUGCAACAUACAGUUUGAUUUACCCCUGUAUGGCUUAAGGAUUUUGUUUAAUAUCCAGUUGUUAAAAAUUAGGAUACGAUUUUACAUAUAUUUAAAAUGCUUUUAACUCACCUUCUUUGCCAAAACAGCCUGCUUCUUGGUCUUGCCAUGUUAGAAUAGACUGUAACCAGUCCAGUUUAUAGAAGUCUGAGAAUCCCACUAAACCACAUAAAAGAACUGCAAAAUAAAUCAUUUAGUAAGUGGAUCUUAUCUGUAAGAUGUGACCAAAUCUUUCUCCAAUAAUUUGUUCAUAACCCUAUUGCUUAUACUAACUGUUUUCUAUAAAGAUGUCCUGCAUUUGGCCAGUAAUAGCAUUCUUGAAAAUAUCCUGGUUGCUUUUCAUCAUGUUGGAGCAGAAGAUUCUCUUAUAAUGUUCCACAGUUAUGUUGACACGAGACAAUCUCAGGUCCCCUUUGAGCAUUCUGGAGCACCCUUUCUGAGGACACAAGUGUCAGACUGAAACCACACAGAUUUACUUCAGGGUGCAUCAGAUAAGUAUGACACUUUCUCUUCUUAACAUAAGUACAGAAUUAAAGUAAAGAUUACUGAUGCCCUACCAUCGUUCCUAUCAUGAAGUACAGUAGCUGGUGGGACAGGGAAUAGUGUGGACAUCCAAACUGUGUCAUCGUGUCUCUACAAGACUUUGUCACAAUACAUGGGGUUCCAUUGUCUUUCCUUUCAAUAAAAUAACAGUUACGGUA
Cyprinus carpio (common carp) is the source of this 4416-nucleotide messenger RNA. Its product is annotated as tetratricopeptide repeat protein 30A. Gene Ontology annotation, biological process: intraciliary transport; cell adhesion. NCBI's taxonomy places the organism in Eukaryota, Metazoa, Chordata, Actinopteri, Cypriniformes, Cyprinidae. The record is from RefSeq and is a predicted model, not a curated record. Gene Ontology annotation, molecular function: actin filament binding; intraciliary transport particle B binding. Gene Ontology annotation, cellular component: axonemal microtubule; intraciliary transport particle B. The transcript is spliced from 20 exons. The coding region runs from base 156 to 2183 and encodes 675 amino acids.